Molecule: messenger RNA, 871 nt
Organism: Drosophila subpulchrella
Lineage: Eukaryota; Metazoa; Arthropoda; Insecta; Diptera; Drosophilidae
Product: cilia- and flagella-associated protein 299
Exons: 2
Coding region: 78-779 (233 amino acids)
Source: RefSeq, a predicted model, not a curated record
UAUAAUCACAAAUAUAUUUACUUCAAUUAAAUGAAUAGACUGACAACACUUUUCUAUAAACACGGAAUAAUACCAGAAUGACGGACUUUAGCAUUGCCAAGUUUAAUAACUAUCAGGAGUAUCUGCACUCCUUCACCACCGUCGAGGACUUUCGGUACUUGCCUUUUCACAAAACCGUCACUACUCUCACGAAACUCGGUUAUCGGGAGCACCGUACUUUCUACGAAGAAGAUGAGUUCCUAAACGUAAAAAAGCAGGUGGAACAGCUCCUAAAUCCCACGGUUUCGGCACAGAUAUACUACAGUCAGUAUUUCAAGGGAUCCGAUCCUGCUCUUUGGGCUUUGGCCGAACGUGAACAUGUCAAUGUCCAGCAGGAGAUAUCGACCAUAAUCUUUCUGGAAAUAAGUGGUAGAAGCGGUUUCUCAAAAUCCGGCUAUAUCGACUUUGAGGCCAGUCUGCGUAACUACAGAUUCAAAGGACCAAAUGCAGUUGACUGGCGUGCAGUUUUCGAGGAGCAAAAGAUGCUUAGGCCCCAGCCGAGCGACAUAGUCUUCUACGACUGGAAAACCAGAAAGAUCUUUGCGAAUGAUAACGACAACUAUACAGUGGUAGCCCAUCCUGAGCAUGGUCUUAUGUUUACCCACAAGGGCGAUCACAAGAACAUUCCGGUCACCACCAAAAAGAACCCAUUUUCCAGCAACGUAAGGCGUUCUAUGAUCAGGUCGCCUCUAUAUGGUUUCAUGAUAUUAUAUGAUCACCAUGUGCGCAAGAAGACCUAAGAAAAUUCGAAUUGUUUUGAUGUUUGACUUUACAAAAAUGGAAUUUCUGGGAUAUACAACGAAGAAUACUAAUUUUUUUAUCCCAUCUAAUA